GCUUUCAUAUGGGUCUUCAAACAUAGAAUUUCUGAGGAAUGAGUAUGAAUCAAACGUAGCUCAUCAAGAUUGUUGUGCCGGAUUUUAGAGGGUUGAUAGUGUUUAUAUAUCUUUGGGAACCCAAAUGCUGAAACAUAUGAGAUUUUUAGUUUGUUUUUGCUCCAUCUGUCUCUUGAGUAGAAUUUUCCUUGGAAAGGUGUUUCUUGGGGUAUUCAUAUUAAUUAUUAGGUGUAAAAGGUGAAAAAGUGCCUGAAACUAAUUGAAGAUACUAGAUUUUGCUUUGUAGGAGGAGAUCCUUCAAGAUGAAAGGAGUCUUGAAAAAUAUACUUUUCGGUGUAAAAGUUUUUAGGAAAAUUUUUCUGUGGAAACAAAGUGGGUGUAGUGAUUGAGUAGUUAAAUGUUUAUUUUCAUUUUCAUUUUUAACUAGUUUUAGCUACCAAACAGUGUGGAAUGCUCCAUUUAUUAAAAUUCACCAAGAAUAGAACAUUUUGAAAUUCUUUAAUAGCCACUUCAAACCCAAUCCUCAUUUCGUAUACAAGGUUUUUUUUUUUUCUUUUUUUUUUUUUAAGACAUGGCACUCAUCAAGCAGUGAGGAGUCAAUGCAUCUUUCAAGAUUUACUUUCAGGAUUGGAGCUAAAAUUGAUCUUGAAAAAAUGUCAUCUUAAAGCUACUAGCAAAACAAACCUAUUUAUUGUGUGAGAAACAUGACUAAGAAAAGCCAAAGCAACGAUGCUGCUGCACAAACUCAAGAUGCUCAGACAAUGAGGGUAAUUUGGACUGAUAAAAUGGUUGAGGAUUAUCUUGACGCAUGCAUUAGUGAGAUUUAUGCUGGUAAUCGCCCAGGAACACAUUUCAAUAAGACAGGGUGGAAAAAUGUGGUAAACAAAUUUAGCGCGAAGACUGGUAAACGAUAUUACUAUAAACAACUUAAGAACAAGUGGGAUAAUUUGAAAAGAGAUUGGAACAUUUGGAUGAGAUUGGUAGGAAAAGAAACUGGCCUUAGAUGGGAUCCGGUGAAAAAGACAAUUGAUGCUACCGAUGCUUGGUGGGAAAAAAAGUUGCAGGAAAUUCCAGAAGCAGCUAAGUUCCGCACUACAGGUUUGGCUCAUGUUGUGAAGGUGGAAAUAUUGUUUACAGAUAUAACUGCCGCCCGAGAAGGACCUUGGGUGCCAUCCUCUAUGCUGAUUCCUGAUGAUAUUGGUGCCACAAAUGGUGUAGGUGUAAGGUGUGAUGAAGGCAACGAUACGGUGUUAGAGGGUUUAGGUGACUUGGAUGACGAACCUAAUCUCAGUGCACAUGAAUGUAGAAUGUGUGAUAGGAAAAGGAAGAAAGAAGUUCAAAUUGUUAGUCAACAUUUGGGUCGUAUGUGUGAUAUACUAGAAAGUAGGAGUACAAUGCCAUCUAAGCGUCCUGAUAAACUUGGAUGUAGCAUUGAAGAGGUUAUGGAUGUUGUUCGAGGGAUAUCUGAGAUAGAAAAUGACAUUGAUAUGCUUAUGAUUGCGAGCGAGGUACUCCUUACAAGAUCGCAUAGAGAGAUGUUUGUGGCCCUUAAGGAGCCAAAGUUCCAGAUUGAAUUCCUCAAGCGAAUGAGAAAUGUAAAAAUUAGCCAUUGAACCGCCGUGAAGUUGUUUUGUUAGGGAUAAUUUUUAGGUUAUUCUUUUUUAAAUUUUGUUUGUUAUAAACUAUCUCAAAAGUUGUAAGGAUUUGUCUUCAUGCCUUGUUUUU
Corylus avellana is the source of this 1725-nucleotide messenger RNA. Its product is annotated as L10-interacting MYB domain-containing protein. The record is from RefSeq and is a predicted model, not a curated record. Lineage: Eukaryota; Viridiplantae; Streptophyta; Magnoliopsida; Fagales; Betulaceae.